This is a messenger RNA of Bactrocera tryoni, 2207 nucleotides long. It is a transcript of the gene Gk1, whose product is annotated as glycerol kinase. The record is from RefSeq and is a predicted model, not a curated record. Lineage: Eukaryota; Metazoa; Arthropoda; Insecta; Diptera; Tephritidae. Gene Ontology annotation, biological process: glycerol metabolic process; triglyceride metabolic process; glycerol-3-phosphate biosynthetic process. Bases 538 to 2109 code for a protein of 523 amino acids. Gene Ontology annotation, cellular component: mitochondrion. Gene Ontology annotation, molecular function: glycerol kinase activity. The transcript is spliced from 5 exons.
CUUAAAAUUCUUGAUAUAAAUUAAUAAUAUAAUUUGAAAGAAGAAAUUGACAUCAUCUUGACUCUGUAAGGUCCGGGGUAUUAAAAACAUAAUAAAAUGUCAGAAUAUUGAAGAGUUCAUACAAAAGUAAACAAAUAAAACACAAUCAUAAUAUAUUAUUUUAUAAUACACAUACAUGCACGUUGAGUAAUUUUGCAGUACAAUGCUUAUAAAUGCGACCGUGUUGAAUUCUUAUCAGUUUCUUAUGUCAUAAAUUUAUGCAAAACCGGAAAAAGAUAAACAACGAUAACAGUGAAAAAUAGCAAAUAAAUAAUUAAUAACUUUUGGUAAAAAGCUUGUUUAUACAUAUGUUUACGCAGAUUAUACAAAUUCUUUCAUACUGGGAUAUCUGUUGUCAAGAACUUUUCAAUAAAAGUAAUAUCAAUCUGCUAUUAUCGGCGUAAAUAUCAAAGUUCAACGGUGGAAACAUCAAAAACCACACAGCACGAAAAUAAAGAAGUCGCCUUUUUUGUCAACAGAAAAAUAAAUUUGAAUAAUAUGUCUCUUGGAAAAUUAGUGGGAUCCAUUGAUGAAGGAACAACAUCAGCCCGUUUUAUGAUUUUUCGAGCCGGUACCAACAAUGUCGUUUGUUAUCACCAAAUUCCCGUACCAUCUAUUUAUCCGCAGGAAGGAUGGGUGGAACAAGAUCCUAUUGUUAUAUAUAAUGUGGUAAUUGAGUGCAUUGAGGAAGCCGUAAAGAAACUCCAGAAACUAGGAGGUUCGGUUGAGGACAUCGUUGCUAUAGGUAUUACUAACCAAAGGGAAUCAACUAUUGUUUGGGAUCGGGAGACGGGUAGACCAUUACAUAAUGCCAUUAUUUGGCUAGAUAAUCGCACAUCUAGUACGGUUGAUGAACUAGUUGAGACAAUACCAAACAAAUCACGUAAUAUCAAUUAUUUAAAACCGCUAUGUGGUCUCCCCCUUUCCCCGUAUUUCUCUGCGUUGAAAAUGCGUUGGAUGCGCGACCAUGUUGGAGAAGUUCAAAGGGCCAUGGAAGCCAAUAACUGUCAAGUUGGGACAGUCGAUACUUGGCUGAUUUAUAAAUUGACAGGAGGUCCUAAUGGAGGGGUUCACCUAACUGAUGUGACAAAUGCCUCUCGUACCAUGCUAAUGAACAUAGAGACGUUAAGAUGGGACCCACAUCUGUUGCGGUUUUUUGGCUUACCACUUUCUAUGUUACCACAAAUACGUUCAAGUGCAGAGCAUUAUGGUGAUGUAACGGUUGGCAUUUUAAAAGGUGUCCCCAUUACGUCAUGUUUAGGAGAUCAACAGGCGGCACUUGUAGGCCAACAAUGCUUAAGCCAUGGGCUUGCCAAAUCCACGUAUGGAACGGGAUGUUUUCUUCUCUAUAAUACGGGAACAUCAAUGGUGCAAUCCAAGCAUGGUUUAUUAACAACAGUCGGGUAUCAAUUGGGACCACGAGCUCCGCUAAUGUAUGCAUUAGAAGGUAGUGUUGCGAUUGCUGGCGCGGCCAUAAAUUGGAUGAAAAAUAAUUUGGAGUUAUUCGAUUCGGUUAGUCAAGUUGAAGAGAUGGCCAGCAAAGUCGAUAACUCUUUAGAUGUUUAUUUUGUUCCGGCAUUCAGUGGACUGUAUGCACCAUAUUGGAAUCAAGAGGCUCGCGGUGUCAUUUGUGGUUUGAGUGAAGAAACAACCAGUGAACAUAUUGUACGUGCUACUCUUGAGGCUAUCUGCUUUCAAGUACGAGACAUUUUAGAAUCAAUGCGUAAAGACUGUGGCAUACCAAUGACGAAAUUAAUGGUUGAUGGUGGUAUGACCGCGAAUAAUUUAUUUUUACAAUUGCAAGCCGAUCUGGUAGGCAUUAGUGUGGUUCGCGCUAAAAUGCAAGAAACAACUGCUUUGGGAGCGGCUUUGGCGGCUUAUAUGGUUGUAAAACCUAGCUUUGACAUCACUGCACCGCUUGCUGGCAGCUCAGGUCAAAUGACCACUUUUAAACCAACUAUUGGAAAUCACGAAAGGAAUAUGCGUUACAAAAAGUGGAAAAUGGCUGUGGAACGUUGUAUGAAUUGGGAUACUUCAACAUUGACCGAAGCUUCGAAACUCGACUUCUAAGUUUCGGAUAGUGAAUAACUUUUUUCUGUUUUAAAUUUACAUGCUUAUGAAAUGUUGAGUUCUAAAUUCAUCCAAAUAAAAAAAAAUCGGUUUUUAGU